Messenger RNA from Porites evermanni, 351 nucleotides. The record is from the annotation of a GenBank genome assembly. NCBI's taxonomy places the organism in Eukaryota, Metazoa, Cnidaria, Anthozoa, Scleractinia, Poritidae.
AUGGAGAAAGGGGCGAUUACUGACGGGCAGAUUAGUUCUUCGUCACAGCUUGAUGCCAACCAUGAAACCAGCCAGGGUAGACUGAACUUAAAAGGAUCGUGGUCAGCUUACGCUAAUGACGCUGAGCAAUGGCUACAGAUUGAUCUAGGUAGCAAUCCUAUCACUGUCACACGGGUGGCAACGCAAGGAAGUAAUUUAAAGAGCCAGUGGGUAAUAAAUUACACGCUGAAAUACAGCGACGACGGUUUGAAUUUCCAGUUGUACAAACAACAAGGACAAAGUCAGCACAAGGUUAGACAACUCUGCAGACAUUUAUAUUGUGGGGAGUUUGUUACUUUUUUAAAGAAGUGA